This is a messenger RNA of Argentina anserina (silverweed cinquefoil), 1250 nucleotides long. RefSeq names its product cytochrome c oxidase assembly factor 6. The record is from RefSeq and is a predicted model, not a curated record. The transcript is spliced from 4 exons. NCBI's taxonomy places the organism in Eukaryota, Viridiplantae, Streptophyta, Magnoliopsida, Rosales, Rosaceae. Gene Ontology annotation, cellular component: mitochondrion; respiratory chain complex IV. The coding region runs from base 82 to 393 and encodes 103 amino acids.
CAUAUACUGUUUAUAAAAAAAAAUUCCAAACAGUAAUCAGACACUCGCAGAAGCAAGAAAGGUUCUGUGAUUAGCGAAGCCAUGGCGAAAGAAACUUUAGCAACACGAAACCCAGAUGUUGUUCACGCCGACGUGCUCUCUGCUUCAAGACAAUCUUGCUAUAAGGCUCGAGAUGCAUUCUAUGCUUGUUUGGAGAAAGAAUCAGAUAAGAAACAGACUGAAAUUGCAUCCAAGGGUCUGUUAUACCCAACAGAGUGUAAACCAGCCAGGGAACAGUUCGUCCAGAACUGCCGUUCUUCUUGGGUGAAGCAUUUUGAUGCGUUGCAUUGCAAGAGCAGAAGUUUGAAGAGGCUUUUGGAAGAUAAAGAAUCGAGGAGAGGGUCGCGUUUAUGAAUUUUGGCAGGGGUAUAAGGUCUUCACUUGGCCCCUCUAGGCGGAUGGAAUCAUCCGGGCCAGUUACUAGCAUGCUGCUAAAUUCCUUCUAUCUGUUGGAGCAGAAGGCGUAUAACAGAUUUAAGGCUUGCAGAGAUGUUACUGUCGGCUCCAGAUUCUGUUGGAGUAAGAAACUAAAUGGAAACAAUGACAAUUUUAAUUUGAUAAGAUAUGUUUCUUGCAUAAUUAACGGAUGAAAAACUAAACGUUGUGGUUGAUGGGCUUCUGUUGUUUGGUUUGAGCUUUGGCACAUUAGAGAUAUCUAGGCAAUCCUGUGAAGGUACCAUGUGUCCAUGUUAGUGUUCUGCUCUCAAGGAGUCAGAGACCCCUUUGGGUUGGUUUAUAUAUGUUUUAGUACAUAUGACAUAUUUAUUUCUGUUAAGUCUAGCUUAUGGGUUCUUUUGGGAUUCAACUGGUUUAAUAUUAGAGGCUAAAUAUGUGCCAAUACCAUGGUUGCGAUAGUGGACAAUUACUUGGAUGAAGAUUAAUCAAAUUUGUAAAUGUUAGAAGCAGUUAUUCUGUAUAAUUUUUAGGCGUCCAAAUUGAUCCACCAUGGAGGUCGAUAGAUUCUGCUAUGUUACUACACAAAUGGCCUUUUAUAUGUCUAAAUGAUAGAAUUAGGUUAGCCAGAAGCAUUAUUUUGCUCCAUAUACCAAACAGGAGCUGACUCUGAGGAGAAGACUGUAGGUUAUCGCAGAUUUGCGCACGUGGGAACAUUUCUGGGAGCCAAAAAAUCAAUUAUUGAUUCACAGUAAUCUCUUGAAGGAAUAUUUUUUGUUGAGGCAUGUAGAGAUUUAAGAGCUAGUCCCUGUUGUGUA